Molecule: messenger RNA, 5701 nt
Organism: Trichomycterus rosablanca
Lineage: Eukaryota; Metazoa; Chordata; Actinopteri; Siluriformes; Trichomycteridae
Gene: axin1
Product: axin 1
Exons: 10
Coding region: 221-2647 (808 amino acids)
Biological process (GO): positive regulation of protein kinase activity; negative regulation of canonical Wnt signaling pathway; positive regulation of proteasomal ubiquitin-dependent protein catabolic process
Cellular component (GO): nucleus; plasma membrane; beta-catenin destruction complex
Molecular function (GO): identical protein binding; molecular adaptor activity; I-SMAD binding
Source: RefSeq, a predicted model, not a curated record
GAGUGCUAUGGAAAGGUGGAGAUCGGAGUGUUUUCUUUGUUAUUUUUAAAGUCCGAUGAUCGCACCUAUGACCCGCUUCUCGUGUAGCCGCACAGCGCGCUGUUCCCGAUGCGCUCGGAAACGGAGAGAGCUUUCGCACAGGAAGAAUCAUUUCACAGUGGCAUUAGAAUCAGUGUGGAUCUGAUUGUUCUGCUGUGUGGGCUGUGGUGGGAUCGGGUGCAUGGACACAGUGAGGAUGAAUGUGAAGGAGAAGGCCUACCUGGGCAGCUUUACUGAGGAUGCUCCCCGACCCCCAGUCCCAGGCGAAGAAGGUGAGCUGGUGUCUGGUGAUUGCCGACCAUAUGGCAUGGGUUUCUACUCCAAGAGUGAGAGCCUCAGAAGUGAGGCCUCCAUAGCCACGCCGAGACGGCCUGACCUGGACCUUGGCUACGAGCCUGAGGGCAGCGCCUCACCCACACCGCCCUAUCUGAAAUGGGCAGAGUCGCUGCACUCGCUGCUGGAUGACCAGGAUGGAAUACACUUGUUUCGCACCUUUCUCAAGCAGGAGGACUGCGCUGAUGUGCUGGAUUUCUGGUUUGCUUGCAGUGGCUUCCGUAAGCUAGAGACAGGUGAUGGCAACGAGGAGAAGAAGCUCAAGCUUGCAAAAGCCAUUUACAAAAAAUACAUCCUGGACAGCAAUGGCAUUGUGUCACGGCAGAUCAAACCAGCCACCAAAAGUUUCAUCAAGGACUGUGUGAUGAGGCUGCACAUUGACCCGGCAAUGUUCGACCAGGCCCAGACAGAAAUUCAGUCUGUGAUUGAGGAGAAUACCUACCCUUUGUUUCUCAAGUCUGACAUUUAUUUGGAAUACACCAGGACAGGUGGUGAGAGCCCAAAGCCAUACAGUGACCAGAGCUCAGUGUCGGGGAAUGGAAAAGUGCUGCCUGGGUAUUUGCCCACACUGAAUGAGGAUGAGGAGUGGAGGUGUGAGCAGGAGCCAGAGGAGCACGGGGAGAGUGACUCAGCCCCCAGUAAUCGGCUCACGCAGAAGCUACUGCUGGAGACAGCGCCUCAGCGUGCGGCCCAUAGCAAAAGAUACCAGGACAGUCAUGAGUACAGACAUGCUUCAUGGAGGGAGCCAUUCAACCCAUACUACAUCAACACCGGCUAUGCCCUGGCACCAGCCACCAGUGCCAAUGACAGCGAGCAGCAGAGCAUGUCAAGCGAUGCAGACACUAUGUCCCUAACAGACAGCAGCGUAGAUGGUGUCCCUCCCUACAGAUAUCAUCGGAAACAGUCUCGACGUGAGAUGCACGAAAGUGCCAAAGCUAAUGGACGAGUGCCACUACCUCAUAUUCCUCGCACAAACCGGAUACCAAAGGAUAUUCAUGUGGAGCCUGAGAAAUUCGCAGCAGAGCUGAUCAACCGGCUGGAAGCUGUGCUGAGGGAACGUGAAGCCGAGGAGAAACUGGAAGAACGCCUCAAGAGAGUGCAGCUGGAGGAAGAGGGAGAUGAUGCAGACGUGUCCACGGCGCCGUCUGUGGUUAGCCACAGGCUGCCUCCAGCAGUGCAUUUGCAGCAUUAUACAGCGCGCUACUCAGAUGCCAGCUAUGGUGGGCUAGGGCUGCGUGAUGCACAUGAGGAGAACCCCGAGAGCAUUUUGGAUGAGCACGUGCAGCGUGUCAUGAAGACCCCUGGCUGCCAGUCACCCAAGUCGCGCUCACCCGAUGGUCUGCCUGCGGCUAAGUUGCCUUGCCAUCCCGCAUUAUUGCCCGGCACACAAGGAAAACACCAAGCAAGGCUAGUACCCAAGGGUGAUCCGACACACAUUUACCACCACAAACACGCACAGUACUCACACCAUGCCGAGGCAGAAGGCAUGAGGCCUUGGAACAUCGAGCAGCACCAUUACGGCUCUAAGACGAGAAACUAUUCAGACGGCCCCAGCGCUAUGGAUCCCAUGGGCUACAGCAGUAAAGGUGGCACAAUGUCAAAACGGCAGUCCAAAAAAGGUGAGGAUAUGCGAAACAUGGAGAUGCGAGAAACAGUUCCUCCUGACGAUAUAGACAGGAAUCAGAAGAUCAUGCAGUGGAUGAUGGAGGGAGAGAAGGAAGUGGGACGGUCCAAGAAGAGCCCCUAUGGGAGCAUCUCAGGCUCUAAGAAGGCUCAGGGUCACGAGUCAGGCAGGCCGAGCUCAGUGGAGCGGCCGGGAGCCGUACACCCAUGGGUGAGUGCGCAGCUUCGCAACAAUGUGCUGCCCUCACACCCGUUCAUCCAGGACCCGACCAUGCCUCCGAACCCAGCACCCAACCCCCUCACACAACUGGAAGAGGCCCGCAGACGACUUGAAGAGGAGAAGAAGAAGUCUGCAACCCUGCAGACCAAGCAGAGACACAAAGUAAUAAAAAAGCAACCGUGCGAGAACAUCACUGUGGCCUAUUACUUCUGUGGCGAACCAAUCCCAUACAGAACCUCAGUCAAAGGGAGGAUCGUCACACUGGGACAGUUUAAGGAGCUGCUUACCAAGAAAGGGAGCUAUAGGUAUUAUUUUAAGAAAGUGAGCGACGAGUUUGACUGCGGUGUGGUAUUUGAGGAGGUGCGUGAAGAUGAUGCCAUACUGCCCAUCUUUGAGGAGAAGAUCAUUGGUAAAGUGGAGAAGAUUGACUGAAGGUCUUGAAGGUGGUUAGCAUAGCGGGCAGAGUUCAACCUUUUAGGAAAAGCUACAUGGCAGCCAGAAGGGGAAGAAGCAGAUGGUGCCAAGCUGAAGUGGGGCUGCUGAUAGAUGGAACUGUGUAUGUGAGGGUGGGUCUGGGGAGGAAGAAUUGAUGUGUGUGUGUUUGUGUGUGUGUAUAUAUAUAUAUAUAUAUAUAUAUAUAUGUGCACGGAGAGAGAUAGAUGCAACAAUAGAAGAACUGUGGGAAGUAUACGAUGAACUUCACGGCUUCUAUCACUGCACUGUAGCCUCUUCUGGUCUCAGCUGCCCUGUGCUGCUGGUCAUCGUGGCAUGCAGUGAGCUUUUGGACUUUACAAAGGAGCGAGGCAGCACACUCACCAUACUGGUAUAUUCUAACUUUGAAAUGUAAUGUAGCAAUGUAAAGUUUGAGUAGAAAAAAAUGAGUUGCUAAGAAAUAUGUUUACUAAAGCUGCAUAUUUUUGAUAUGACUUAUCAAGGAAGGUAUUCUUUCUAAUGUAACAUCUCGUAAUUUUUAUAUGUACUGGUACCACAUGUACAGUCUGUUUAAAACAACAAAAAGAGGAAAAAAGUUUUAUAACUAUUUAAAUAUUUAAAAGGAAAACCCCUAUUGGCUUGUUUUUUAAAGCUGUGGCAGAUCGAGAUCAUCAUUUUCAUAAGGACCUUUUGUGCAGGAGGCUGGAUGAAAACCGGAAACCAUAGCUCAUGCUCCACCAAGUGCUUUUAACUUUUAAAUGCAACCCUAUGUGUUCUCCAUCUAACUGCUUUAAGCCGUGGUCACACCGUACUGUCGGUGAAAUGCAAUAUUAAUUUUAAAAGGGAAAAAAUUCUUCAGUUCUUGCAUCUCGAACUUCCACUUCCAAUCCCCCAUCUCCCACUUUUGUUCGUUCCAAUUUCCGAUUGUGAAUCUGCUGCCGCUUACACAGUCUUCAGUCAGAUCGAGGAGAGCUGGAUCACAGCACACCCCCUGUGACACGUGUCUGAUCUGCAGCCGCUUUAUAUCUUCUCCCAGUGUAGAGUUGCCACACAGAGCCGUAUCACGUAUGGAGAGCCAUGCCAAUUCACCCCAACUCCCUUUCCCAUCCUUGCGCAAGUGCCCGGACCAGUCCUAGAGAUCUGCAUAUCACAGUCGGAAGAGACCCUGUCUGACCACCCCCCUCCCAAACGUGGUGAGGUCAGUGGCUGGGCUGAAUUCAGACACUUUGCAGUGAUGUAUUGCGCCACCAGAGCGCCCUGCAAGAAACACUUGAAAUUACCAUUUACUAAACUUGACAAAUAAUGGAGCUGCUUUGCCAAGAUGACCACUAACUGUUUGGCAGUUUAACUACAAAAUGUUUUGUAAAAUAGGUGUUAAACAAAAAUGUAUAAGCAAAUUACAUGCACACAUGCAAGCAAAGUCCACAGUUAAACUGCAGGACAAUGGCAGACUAAUUUAAUGUCUGGUCUUCCAUUCCCAGCAUGGUCACUUACAUUUCACAUGCCCAUGUGAACGGCUAGUCUUCGCUGCGUCAAUGUUUCGGGCGAUACAAUGGUAGAGUCGUUUGUCUUUAAACGAUCAUGCCGUUAUGUUGACUGUUUAGCGGAGACGAGGCAGUAUCAGACCUGUUGCUUUGUGAUUUUUGUUCUUUGACUUUACUUACAGCUGCUGCCGAAAUGAAAUAUGCACCAGUACAUUUAGUCAUCUUGUUCAGUGGUUCUUAACCUCUUUAUCCAAAAAGGGCCAAAAGCUAGUCCUGUAUGCCACAUGCGUGUUGUCAGUUGUUCAUGUCUGUAGUUUAGAAAUGUGGACUGCAUGUGUAUAUCUCACAGGGCCACAGGUUGGGAACCACUGGUCUUGGCUGUAUGUGGCCAGGCCACAAAUGCGCCUUUAACAUGGCUAAAUAUAUAAGCAAUGAAAUGCAUCUAUGGAAUCUUACACAACACAUCAAUGAUUUGUAACAGAUUUAUAUUUUUAUGUACUUCAUUUCCAAAUAAAAACUGAAAUGUUCUCAGUUGAUGUCACUAUGCUUGCAUAUUUUCAAGUGGUCCAUGUUAGUGGUUUAGUAGGAAAGUGCUGGAUUGGUGGCCUACAUAAAGAUCAUGUUUACACUCAGCUGGAUGUGUUACAAUAAGGUAACAAAGUAGGCUAUUUACAUCACAUUGCUGUAAAAUAUAGAUUUUAUUUUUUAAUUAAUGUAAUUCUAGAUUAAAAUGAUAGACAUGGUAAGAGGUCACAAAACAAAACACCAAAGAACAAUAUGCUUGUAUGAAUUGUGCUAUUCAUUUCCAUUUGUGUUUAAUUGAGUCGUUUCCACACAUUUUACCUAAACAAUUUGUGUCCGAGGAUAACCAUAUUACGGGAAUUCUUGCUGGGAUGACAUGGGCUGAUUUUUGAACAGUAAAUGGUGCUGCAAUGGUAUUACAUCCUGGCCUUGUGUAGGAGAAACCUGUCAUGUACAUUUGUUUCUUUUUUUUUCUUUUCUUACACCAUCCCAUUAAAGUUGUAUGCAUUAUCUGUAAGCUUGAAUGAAAUGGGUACUCAACAGUGAAAGCUUUUUUUUUUUUUAUCAUUCGAAAAGUUUUGAAUCAUGGCAAUUACAGCAAAAAAAUCAUCAUGCUUAGGCUUUUUCAGUGGGCAUGUAGAGAGGUUCGUAAUUACUGUGAAAAGCCUGCAAGUGAGCUCCUCUCACUUUGAAUCGAUUUUGUACAUAGUACAUCACGGAGUGCCUUGAUGAGCAUGAUCACGCUCUGCAGUCUCACCCCUCUGCUCUUUCUGAGGAGUAGCAGGGACUAGAAUCAUUGCCUUUUUAUUUGAAGCCUUAUGUUUUUAUUUUGCCUCAAUGUAUGAACUUAUUUCUGUUAGUUUAUCAUAUGAAGUGUUGUCCCACAUUUGAAUAAGCCUUUUUUAUGUAAAUAUGUACAUUUUUAUGUGUCUUCAGCCAGCAACCUGAUUUGGAUAAUUAGUGCCCUGGUUCUGCUCAAGUGUGCUGAGUUGUACAGUUAUCAUUUUAUGGUACGUUGAAAAAUAAAGACAUGUAAUAAAACUGAUAA